This is a messenger RNA of Daphnia pulex (common water flea), 1986 nucleotides long. Its product is annotated as spindle assembly abnormal protein 6 homolog. Gene Ontology annotation, biological process: centriole replication. NCBI's taxonomy places the organism in Eukaryota, Metazoa, Arthropoda, Branchiopoda, Diplostraca, Daphniidae. Bases 172 to 1887 code for a protein of 571 amino acids. Gene Ontology annotation, cellular component: centrosome; centriole. The transcript is spliced from 9 exons. The record is from RefSeq and is a predicted model, not a curated record.
GCUCUGUCUCGAUUCUCGAUAAAGCGUAAAGAGUUUUAGAAAGAAAAUUGGCAACCAAGCCCCGUUCUGUCUAGUCUAGCCACUUUCCAUUCCUUUCCGAAGGCGGGAAAAGGUUCAGGUGUUGUGGUUCAUGAAUUUCCACCAAUUUUAAUUUUAGUUGAAAUUAUAAAAAUGUCGAAACCAUUUACGUGGGGAAUGAAAAGCCCGAUUACACCAACAAAUUUCAUAGGAAUGCGACCUUCUGAAUCUGAUAAAGUUUUUGAAAAUAUGGUGCCUGUACAAAUGCAAUUGUCUGCAACAGAAGAGAGAAAGCAUUUCCUGAGACUGUCUGUGGAGUUGAUUUCAUCUGGAAUGUCUUCCACCUCCUUUCGCAAGGAUUUACAAAUUGAAAUAACUGAUGAAGAUGAUCCAUACAUUUUCUACAGCCUCCGAAUGUCAGAAGAGGAUUUUUCUGUGUUGAAAUCACAGCAAGGACUCUUAAUUGAUUUCUCAUCCUUCCCAGCCAAAUUUGUUCAACUAGUUGAACGCUGUGUAACAGAACAUCAGACAGAAUCUCCAAAAUUUCUCAUUCUUAUACGGUAUCAAAAUGAGAUGUCAAAACCAUGUUUUGUUUUCGAAAUUGUGGAGACCAAUCCAUUCAAACAUUUAUGUCACCUUUCUCUAAGACUGUCUGAAGGAGGAGAAACACAAAUAAAGAAGCACCUCUCACUUAAACUUAGGCAAUUAAAGGAAGAGCAAGAGAGCAACCUUCAAACUCUCAAAGGCUUGGAACAACAAAUUGACAUUGAAAGAAAGAAUAAUGCACAGAAAACAGCUGAACUAGAGCUACUGAAGUGUGACUUUCAGUCAAAACUACAAGACAUGCAACAAUUACUUAAAAUAGAAUACCAAACAGAGAAGCAAGUCCUUCUUCAGACUAAACUGGACCUUGAACAGCAACUUAAACAGCACCAGAUGAAUGCUGGAGAAAAAGAGAAAAAUUUUUUACAGCAAAUAAAAGACCUGAAAGAGAAAAAUUCACAGUGUGACAAUCAUGUCAAAGAUACAGCUUCUCGAUUAGUCAAAGCUGAAGAGGAAUGUAAUCGUUUACAACAAGAAUUGACGUCAGCUCGUCGCCGUGGAGCUAGUCUAGAUGCAGACUUUCACAGCAAGGAAAGAACAGUGAAUCAACUACGAACAAAAGUAGCUGUGCUGGAACAAGAACUAAAGGAUAAGGAUAUACUACUUGCUAAACAGCAGGAUCUUUUGACCUCAGCACAAGAACAAAAGGUUCGUUUGACCAGUAUCGUUGAAGAGAAGGAUAGUGUUAUUUCUCGGCGCGAAAGCGCAGUAAAGACCAUGACUGAAGAACUCAUUAAAGCAAAUGAUAUAAUAAGGAAAUUGCAAAACGAUAUUCGGAUGUCAAAUCAGAAGUUGAAAACACGCACUGAAGUCGCUACAGAACAAGAAAAAAUACUACAACAACGAGAAAACGAAAUCGCUCGUUUUCGCGCUGAAUUGAACAAACAAGCCAAAAUAAACGAUGAAGUUGCAGAAUUGAGAAGUAAAAAUGAAGAAAAAGAGUCUACUAUCAAGAACAAUGAACAGAUUAUAUCCUAUCUCAACAAACAACUGAACGACCUUCAGCUAAGAUCAGAUAAUACAACCAGGAAUCCGCAGUGGUUUUCAACGCCAAACGACGGAAACGGCGUUAGCCCUAAAAUUCCCAUGUCAACAAUAAGGGCUUCUCCAUUGCAGUUGGGUCAGACCCUUGAAAAUAGGGAAAAUGACGAGCCGCUAGAUCCGAAAUAUUUUCAACCUAAAUCAUAUGGUGGACUCGUACGGAAAGAAAAAUCUACAGAAAGAAACCCCCCUAAUUCAAAGCCCUCGGCUUAUUUCAAAAAAUAAUUGCUUGAUGGAGUCGCGCACAUGUUCGACGAAUGUACCGUAAGACAUGUUUUGUUCGUUUAAAUCUAAUAAAUUCUUUAAUAGUAUAAAAGAAAAUUU